AUCACAAUGACACCUGUGAACAUCAUAGUCCAUGGAGUAUCAUACUAUCACCACUGUAAACAAGAAAAGGUGACGGCUGUCAUGUAGUUAGGCCUUUUACUUCAUGGAUUUUGAGUCUUGAGGAUUUUGAACAUUUAGUUUUUCUCACUAUUUGACUAAGUUCCUAGACAUUCUAUUAUGCAUGUCUAAUGCAGUUCAAUAAUGAAUAGUACUAGGUUGAGAAAACUCUUGUUUUUCUAAACUCCAGUCAAAAUGCAAUUUGUGUGAGAAUGAGAGACUCACCGAGAAAUUAGGAAUAGCAAGUAAAACCAAAGGGGCCAAGGGUUUGUGCUGGUAACAGAAGAGCCACCCUGUCAGUAGGUUGGCAGCGCCUGAGGCAGCCAGGGCGUGAGGAUGACUAGCCUGUUUAAACGCAGCAGUAGCAAUGGAGGCUCCAGAAGCAGCGGAAAUGGAGGUGGGGGUGGCAGUGGACAGGGGCAGCUUAACAAUAGCAGGCCAAGCCGACAGGUCAGACGCCUGGAGUUCAACCAGGCCAUGGAGGACUUCAAGACCAUGUUCCCCUCUAUGGACUAUGAGGUGAUAGAGUGUGUGCUGCGAUCCAACAAUGGAGCUGUGGAUGCUACCAUCGACCAGCUGCUGCAAAUGAGCAUUGACGGACAGGGCUCAGAUGACAGCUCAGACUCGGAUGACAGCAUCCCACCAGAGAUAUUGGAGCGAACUCUGGAGCCUGACAGUUCAGAUGAGGAGGCACCUCCAGUUUACUCUCCACCAACGUAUGACAUGCACAUUUAUGAUAGGAAAUACCUAGAAGCCCCACCAACACCAUCUCCACGAUCUAAACCCCAGCCUCCUUCAGCUCACCAGCAGGUCAGAAGCUACCGUAACUGGAAUCCACCAUUGCUUGGAAAUCUCCCUGAUGAUUUUCUACGGAUUCUUCCACAGCAGUUAGACAACAUUAAGAGCUCUCAGAACAGUCUGUCUCAGCUGUCAUCGUCCUCCUCGUCAGUUUCUUCAUUAAGUCAGUGGACAGUGCAGUCUGGUUCUGGGUAUGCUGCAGGAACCACUGGGGGUCCUGGUUUAAUAACAGCAGCUACAGAGCAAGACAAGAAACUGAAACAGUAUCUGGAAGAUGAGCGUGUUGCGCUGUUCCUGCAGAACGAAGAGUUUAUGAGAGAGCUGCAACGCAACCACGAGUUUCUCAUUGCCUUAGAGAAAGAUCGCUUGAAGUAUGAGUCAAAGAAAUCAAAGUCCAAUCAUUCAACUAGCUUGGAGAAUUCCACAGUGCUUCUGUGUAUGUGUGCAGGAGACCAGUACUCUGGAGCUUCCAUGGAGGCCAUCUCAGAUGAUAUGUUCAGAGACAAACUCAAACACAUGGGCAAAUCAACAAGAAAGAAGCUGUUUGAAAUUGCCAGAACAUUUUCAGAAAAGACAAAGAGAAGAAAGUCAAAAAGGAGGACACUCCUGAAGCAUCAUUCACGACGAAUGAAGUACAGGCUCUGGUCAGAAUUCGUAACUCAGGCUGAGGGACAGCACUACCAGAGUCAACCUGAGGAAGGGCAUCAAACUCGUGCAGGCCCUCCUUGACCAGAGGAUGGAGGCCUUCUUACUGAUAACAUCUCCUACCAGGUGUGGAGAGGAAUCCAAGCCCACACCAACUACAAAGGCCAGAGCCCCCCAACAGGAGCCUCAAAAUCGCAGAGGAGCUCAGGCAGGCAUCCUCACUUGUCUGUUCAACCUUUACGUGACUCAUGCCACCGUUCCCACCUGUCUGAAGGCCUCCACCAUCAUUCCCAUCCCCAAAAAGCCUGGUAUAGACAAUCUCAAAAACUAAAGACCUAUAGCCCUCACGUCUGUAGUCAUGAAGUGUUUCGAGCAGAUAGUGUCUCCACCAUUUUGCCUACAGAGCAAAUCAGUCCACGGACAAUGCCCUCAAUAUCAACCUUCACAGAGCACUGAGCGAUCUGGAGAACAUGAAGAGCUAUGUCAGGAUACUCUUUGUGGACUACAGCUCAGUGUUCAACACCAUAAUUCCACACAUUCUCGGCAGCAAACUGGACCACCACCACAUCCCACUUGCUUUGUGUUAUUCAAAGCUUAUUCAGAGGUUGUAUGAAAAUACAAUGUAGUUUAGUGCAGGCAAAACAGUUAGUUUGCAGUAGUGUGGUAAUAUUUAAAGUAAUACACUAUGUGUUGUUCAUGGUCACUGUAACAGGCAUUUUAAUUUUAAACUGAUGAUUAAUUCAGUGAAUUUGAUGUUUACACUAGAUUUAUGCUGUCUAGAGUUUGGAAAUCAAUAAUGAUAGCUCAUGUAACAUAUGCUUGUAUCUUGCUGAAUUCAGUUGAAACCAAAAGGAACAAUAAACAUUAGAGCAGCACAGGUUAGAUGACCACAGGCUGUAUACAAAAUAAUCUGCUGGAGCACACAACAGAAAUCAUUGUGAAUUAUUUCUAAGUUACUCUUCGCUGCACCACUACAA
Molecule: messenger RNA, 2477 nt
Organism: Oreochromis niloticus (Nile tilapia)
Lineage: Eukaryota; Metazoa; Chordata; Actinopteri; Cichliformes; Cichlidae
Gene: cuedc1b
Product: CUE domain containing 1b
Exons: 9
Coding region: 394-1584 (396 amino acids)
Molecular function (GO): ubiquitin binding
Source: RefSeq, a predicted model, not a curated record